AUGCUGCGUAAGCUCACCCUCGACCAGAUUAACGACUGGUUCACCAUCGGCAAAACCGUGACCAAUGUGGAGCUCCUGGGCGCGCCGCCGGCUCUCCGGGCCGAGGCGCCUCUCAGGCUGGAGAGCUCAGAGACGGAAUACGUUAAGGAGUACCGACAGCUGGAGGCGCAGGAGUUGGAUCUGUAUGGCAGCACUCACACCACCGGCCAGCCAGUCCCGCAGUACCUCCUGGAUUACUGCAUCGAGCGCUCCGUGCACUGCAACAUCGUGGUGACGCAGCCCCGGAGGAUUGGGGCCAGCAGCAUUGCCAGGUGGAUCAGUAAAGAGCGCUCCUGGACUCUGGGCGGCAUGGUGGGCUACCAGGUGGGGCUAGAGAAAAUCGCAACAGAAGACACCAAGUUAAUUUAUGUGACGACGGGGGUCCUGCUUCAGAAACUAGUUAGUGCCAAGAGUUUGAUGGAGUUCACACACAUCUUCAUUGAUGAGGUACAUGAACGAACCGAAGAAAUGGAUUUCUUGCUGCUGGUGGUCCGCAAGCUUUUGAGAACAAAUUCACGUUUUGUGAAGGUCAUCCUGAUGUCAGCCACCAUCAACUGUCAAGAGUUUGCAGACUACUUUGCCGUCCCCGUUCAAAACAAGAUGAAACCUGCACACGUUUUUGAGGUGGAAGGCAAGCCGCACGCGAUUGAGGAGUACUACCUCGAUGACCUGGUGCACAUCGACCACAGACAGCUUUCACCUCACAUCCUGAAGGAGCCAGUGAUGACGAAGGACAUGUAUAAAGUUGCUGUCUCUCUCAUCCAGAUGUUUGAUGACUUGGAUCUGAAAGAGAGCAGGGCUGUGCUUCCAGAGAAGGUACCACAGUGGGGCCUGCUGGAGGCAGGCGGACUUCACAACUGGGACUGCUGGAGGGCUGCUUCCCCAGGGAAGGAAUCACAGCAGGGCCUGCUGAACGUGGCCGGGCUCCACAGCUGGGCCAGCUGGGGGGCCCUGUCGUCUCUCACCGGGCUACCUCUGUACUCAGGCGUCUUCAUAUCCAGAGUAGUAUGCGUGCCUGUUCCCUUUGUGGUGGAAGGGAUCAAGUGUAACCUGUGUGCCUUCAGCCAGCUGCCUAGGUUCCCAGGGAAUGGCACCAUGUUUGGCCUUUGCUCUGACGGGCUGGUGUUCUGCAGUGGUCUGGGUGAAAUAAACUACAUGCACGAACUUCUCACAAAUAUGGUUCACAAAAGAUUACAGAUCUACCCGCUCCACUCAAGUGUGACCUUGGAAGAACAGAAUAAUGUAUUUUUAAGCCCAGUUCCUGGGUACAGAAAGAUUAUUCUGUCCACCAACAUUGCGGAGAGCUCUGUGACUGUCCCGGAUGUCAAAUACGGUAAGCUGCAGCUCCUCCUCGUGGCAGGACCACUCUUCACCCUCCCCUCCGUGUCUCCUCCUGGUUUUGGAAGUGGACUCAUGGUCGGGGCCCUGGCCGUCAGUGGUCAGGGGGAGGACGAGAACCCCCACGACGGUGAGCUGACCUUCCUGGGAAGGGUGUUGGCCCAGCUUCCUGUGAACCAGCAGCUUGGCAAACUCAUCGUCCUUGGCCACGUGUUUGGCUGUCUAGACGACUGUCUCAUCAUUGCGGCUGCGCUUUCCUUGAAGAGCUUUUUCGUGAUGCCCUUUAGACAGCACCUUGAUGGAUACAGGAAUAAGAUGAACUUCGCAGGUGACAGUAAAAGUGACUGCAUCGCGCUUGUUGAGGCAUUCAAAACUUGGCAGGCCUGCAGGCAGAGAGGAGAGCUGCGGCACCCCAAGGAUGAACUUGAGUGGGGACGGUUAAACUACAUUCAAAUCAAGAGAAUCAGAGAGGUGGCUGAAUUAUAUGAAGAGCUGAAGGUUCGCAUCUCACAGUUCAAUAUGCAUGUGGGUUCUCGGCAACCAGCCCUGGACCGCGAGUAUACGUAUAAGCAGCGCUUCAUCCUGCAGCUGAAGCACAUCCCUCCCUACGGAUUCCUCUACCACAAGCAACUGCAGUCCCUCUUCAGACAGUGUGGUCAAGUAAAAUCCAUUGUGUUUGAUGGUGCGAAAGCCUUUGUGGAGUUUUCUCGUAAUCCCACAGAGAGAUUUAAAACGCUUCCUGCGGUCUACCUGGCGCUGAAGAUGCCUCAGCUGAGGGUCCCCCUGGAACUCAGCGUGCACCCCGCAGAAGAGAUUGAAGGGAAGGUGCGAGGAGGGGCCGUGUCAAAGCUCAGGAACACGAGGGUAAAUGUGGACUUCCAGAAGCAGACCAUGGACCCCAUGCAAGUCUCUUUCAAUACACUGGACAGGUCACAGUCAGUCACCAGUCUUCUCCUGACUGUUGAUGUCACAGAGGUGGUUGAAGUGGGGCACUUCUGGGGGUACAGGGUUGAUGAGGGGAGUGCAACGCUUCUGCAGAAGCUCACUGCUGAAAUAAACCAGCUGCAGCUGGUGCCCUUGGCCCUCCACCCCCACCCGGAUUUGGUCUGCCUGGCACCUUUCGCCGACUCGGAUGGUGAACGCUACUUCAGAGCGCAGAUCCUGUACGUGUCUGGACCCUGUGCUGAGGUGUUCUUUGUCGACUACGGCAACCGGGCCCGUGUGGAUCUGGACCUUUUAAUGGAGAUCCCCUGUCAGUUUCUGGAGCUUCCAUUUCAGGCCUUGGAGUUUAAGAUCUGCCAGAUGCGGCCAUCGGCUCAGUCCCUGGUAUGCGGUGAGCGCUGGAGCUGCAGGGCCAGCCAGCGGUUUGCCUCCCUGGUGCGCGACUGUGAGCUCCUCGUGAAGGUCUUCUCCGUGGUACACGGCGUCCUGCGGGUGGAUGUGUACCGGUGCUCAGGAGUUCAGGACACCAUCAACGUGAGGGACGUCCUCAUCCAGGAGGGCUAUGCUGAGUUCACAGAGGAGUCCUAUGAGUCCAAGCAAAGCCAUGAAGUUCUCAAAGGUCUCUUUUCCAAAUCAGUGGAGAACAGCCCUGGGACAGACAGGUCGGUGCCAUCUCCCAUGAAGGAGAACGAGAACUACCUGGUCCAGAUUCUGUUAGAGAGCUGCUGUUCUCAUCAGCUGGGUGCUCCAAACUGUAAGGCGGUGCUUCGUGGGCCUUUUAAUCCUUACGAGCUGAAGUGUCACAGUUUGACCAGAAUAUCCAAGUUCAGAUGUGUCUGGAUUGAAAAGGAGAGCAUCAACUCCAUCAUCAUCAGUGAUGCCCCUGAGGACCUUCACCAGAGAAUGCUGGUCGCUGCGUCUCUUUUGGUCAACGCAACUGGGUCCACCAUGCUGCUGAGAGAGACCUCAGUGAUGCCACACAUCCCAGGGUUGCCGGCACUGCUCAGCAUGCUGUUUGCGCCAGUGAUGGAGCUGAGGGUUGAUCAGGAUGGAAAAGGCUAUACCGGGGUCCUCUGUGGUUUGGGCUGGAACCCAACUACCGGAACCCCCAUCCUGCCAGAGCACGACAUUGAGCUCGCGUUCGAUGUCCAGUUCACCAUGGAGGAUAUUGUGGAGGUUAAUAUUCUCAGGGCAGCUAUUAACAAGCUGAUAUGUGAUGGACCAAAUGGAUCUAAGAAUCUUGGGCCGGAAAGAAUUGCUCAGUUACAGGAUAACGCUCGUCAGAAACUUCUAGGCUUGUUCUGUCAGUUGAAGCCACGAGAGAGAGUUGUCCCUAAGUGGUAUGAAAAGCCGUAUGAGUGGAAUCAGGUUGACCCCACACUAGUCAUGGAGACGGCUGACUGGGAAGGCAGCAGAAGGAAGAGCCCCUUUCUCUACCAGCUCCAUAAGCUGGUUGUGCUGGCCACCUAG
Orycteropus afer afer is the source of this 3789-nucleotide messenger RNA. RefSeq names its product tudor domain containing 9 (gene TDRD9). NCBI's taxonomy places the organism in Eukaryota, Metazoa, Chordata, Mammalia, Tubulidentata, Orycteropodidae. Gene Ontology annotation, cellular component: intracellular anatomical structure. The transcript is spliced from 33 exons. The record is from RefSeq and is a predicted model, not a curated record. Gene Ontology annotation, molecular function: RNA binding. Bases 1 to 3789 code for a protein of 1262 amino acids.